GGCACGGAGCGGUCAGAAUGGAAGGACAGCACGUGAUGUACGCGGUGCUGUCGGCACUCCUGCUGGCGGGCCUGUCGGUGCCGCAGACGUCCGCCUCGGACUCGGGAGGGUGCGACCAACCGACCAACUGCAGCGCGUGCUCGGCGACGCCCAACUGCAGCUGGUUCGUGUGUCAGCAGCAGGCGCAUAUGGAUCACUGUAGCAACACGACGGGCGGCGCAGCCGAGGGCUGCCACCCGAUCGACGCCUCCCAGUGCGAUGGUCCCGAGCCCAGCACAACGCCCGAGCCGAGCACGACUUUUCCCACGUCUACCGUUAACCCGCCUACUACCGAUACGCCCACCGAGCCUCCCACCACCGAGCCUCCCACCACCGAGCCUCCCACCACCGAGCCUCCCACCACCGAGCCUCCCACUACCGAGCCUCCCACCACCGAGCCUCCGACCACCGAGCCUCCGACCACGGAACCUCCGACCACCGAGCCUCCCACCACCGAGCCUCCCACCACACCGGAGCCAGAGCCCACCACAGACGUGCCCCCUACGAUGGUGCCGCCGUCGCCGAGUCCCACCCCGGGUCCGACGCCGGGCCCGACUCCGGGUCCGACACCGACGCCGGCGGCGAGGACCGGCUUCAGCUUUGGCAGCUUCGUCGGUGGUAUGGUGUUCUGUCUGGUCGUCAUUGCGGGCGUCUUCAUCGGGCUGAAGAUCUACCGGCGUCGCCAGGCCACAGCGGGCCGGUACAACAACCUGUGGGGUACCGACUCGGAACGGAUGCACCUGACCAUCUGAGGCCGUGCCGGCUCCGGCUCCGGCUCCAGCUCCGGCUGCCACGGCCCCAGCCCCGCCGCAGCGUUGUGAUACAUGGACCGACUCGUCCCCUGAAGAACUUUGUCAGCGUGGCCCACGCGUCUGGCGGUAUAUUUAUAGGCAUUUUGGCCAUCUACUUAGCGAUGCGGCCGACUAUGUGCGCGUCGGCGAUAGUCGCGCCGCAUCGGAGACGCGUUUGCAUUGUGGCGCAGGCUGUCAAGGUGGCCGCCUGUUGUGCUUGUUUGGGUGCAGAUGCAGCGGGGUCGGCCGUUUUCGGGUGAGUCAUUCCGUCUGUUGUUCGUGAGCGUGCCCGGCAGUUCUCGGAGUGUUCGCUCGUCUUUCUAGUCCCUUCAUUGACCAUGACAAUUUUCAUCAUCUAAGAACAUCACAUCCUCAUGGAACUAAAUGUCGCGAGAAUUUCGGUAAUAGUUCUCGCAAGCUGAUUGGCAGGAGUCUUGCUGCAUGUUGACGCCCGGUCCAGAAUCCGGGCACGCCAGUGGUUUUCUUGUUUUUAAAACAGGCUGAAAAUUUGGUACAAGCUGUUUUUUAGCCCCAAUCAAUCCCGUGACACAAGGAAGGGCACCUGGGUCCUCAAACAUAUAGCACUAAUGCGUUUUGAUACUUCAAGUCUAAAAACCCAGAUAAUACCACAAGGACCGCAUGUUCACGUCAAACACGACGGCGGGAGUAGGCUUCCGGACGUACGGAUUCGAAACGCUCGACGUUCUCGCCGCAGCGCGGCGACGGGGCCUUGACGCGGACUGAAGCUGGCAUCUACCCCGCGGGUCGGAGCCGGCGUGGCCGAAUUGGCGCUGGACUGACAUGUUUUUAGUCGUGAAUUAUUCAUACAGAAAUAUGGCACGAUGCGGGCCACCAAGGUAAUUUUUCUGAAUGGCGCCAUUUUGGUGGGAGUACAUGAGGAGUCUGAUGGAACAACUCGCGAGGGCCGCCGCUUCUGAGUCAAUGUGGAAGACUGGUUAAGCUGCUUUCCGAUUCGAAUCGGGCUGUUUGUCGCGUCAUGUGUAUGUAAACACGUCAGCAUGUAGGUUUACAGUUCGGGCGGCAUAUCAGUUUUUUAUUUUUCAUGUGAAGUUAUGUCAUUCCUGUGCGGGAACGUUUUAGGCAGGGGUUUCCUCCGCGCCUUCGCAAGUCUUCGCAGUUUGGGGGGUUUCAUUGAGCGAUAACAAUAUUGCCAGCGGUGGCAAUAUCCACUGGAUCACGGCCGGAGGGAACGCGUAAAAGCCAAUAUCCGCCGUUCAGCAUCCGUGUUGGGUUACGUCUUUCCAGAGUCUCGCCGUCUGCUCAUUCCGGGAAGAAACAAAACUUGGCAUUCUUGAGUAAGAGCCCGAUCCCUCAAAGCUCGAGCCUGAAACGUCGUACUUCCCCCGCAUACCAGUUGCACUGGUGUUAUUGCUCUAACCGCUUCCAUGUUUUGUCGUGUGCGGUGACUGGCAGAGCGGCCUGGGCUCCUGAGGCCCAGAGCGCUUCACCGCUGCACAAACUCAAAGGGGUUACGUAUUCUUCGGCACGUGUCGGGUGGCGGCAAGAUUGCAUCCAUCAUAGGUGGGUAAUUGUUGUUCGUUGUGCGUGUUCUGCUACCCAUUACGUCCGAGGAGACGCGAGUGUUGCCUUCGUCUUCGGAGCUAAACAUGUUAUCGUUAUACGUGGGCAGUGCUGCUGUUGCUCGCUGUAGCCUCGUAGUAUGCAUAGACGGCCUCUCCGCCGGCAGCCUUUCGCCAAGCGCUGGCACCAAGUGUGCUUGUAUUCGCCGGCGUGCGCGGCACACGCGCCGGCGCCACGUACCACGAGAACACGUGUAACCCCAUCUCGCCAAUACACAACCAACGCCAGAUCGUGGUUUUGCGCAGGACGCCGUCGUCCCGCGCACGGAAAGAUCACGCACACCAGCACCGGCUAAAAAAAA
Pollicipes pollicipes is the source of this 2733-nucleotide messenger RNA. Its product is annotated as salivary glue protein Sgs-4. NCBI's taxonomy places the organism in Eukaryota, Metazoa, Arthropoda, Thecostraca, Pollicipedomorpha, Pollicipedidae. The record is from RefSeq and is a predicted model, not a curated record.